AUGCAACAAGGAGCGGUGGGCUGUAACCCACCUACAACACCGGAAGUGACUCCUGCCGGGACAUUGCGCAACUGCAAAAAAUCAGAACCACACCUGAGCUGUGGUGAUUCGUCUCAACCAACGAUUCCAAAAACAUACAAGGAGUGCGUGAAUGACGAAUCUGGAUUGUUCCCAGCUGAGAAUGAAAGACUGGCUACAUUUCAGAUUGGUGAACAAUGUUUAACAGGAAUCAUCUUCCAGAAAACAAGCACAUCUGAACGAAGUCAAACUCGGCAAAAGUCGGCAACAUUUCCAAAAGAAAACAAAGAGAGAGCUCCCGUUGAUGGCAGAAUCCAAACAUUCUCCAGACCCAAGUCUCACGAUUGUACGUUGCCAGGCGUUGUUAGAUCUGUUUCGCCAUCAGAAGCAAAUAAACCAACAGAUACCAUUAAUACCAUGGAAACGCUAUGGAAUUCAUCCUACGGCCAGAAUACUUCGUUCUGGCUUCCUGACGUCAGGGCAACGUCCAAAAAGAGUAUCGGGUUCUCUGAAUGCGGACACACAGCAAAGCAAAAAUUCAUGGCGCCCCUAGCUGAUAUGGACCACACUUGCUCAGCUGUGUGUGCGGAUGAUCCCGCGUGCGAUACAUGUCACAAAAUGGUGGACACUAUAGUUUCAGAAAUGCCUUUUUCUAACGAAAAAAAUACCGUCUCCUCCACAAUCAGCACGGUCCAUCAUGCAUCUCAUGUCUUGCCUACAGCCUUUAUAGCAUCGCAACCGGAAGCUGGCACAAGCAUGCGAUUCCCAUGUUACAAUAAACUACCAAAUUAUUCUGUGGGUUCUGCGCUAUUUAUGGCAUUUAGAAAUAGCAUAUCUCCGAUUCUGUAUAACACGGAAGAUAUAAGUGUUUUAAAAAUCCUAGCCAAUGGAGAUGUAAAGGGAGCCACCGAUCUCAGAACAUUUACUCAAGAAAGAAACGGAUAUAGCAUCCCCCUCCAUAUCCCAACACGCCGCCCAACGGUCACUGGGCUGUCAUCCACCUUACCAACAUCUACCGCAGUCGUUAUAGGCAAACCUGCCUUACAAUAUUUAGAAAAUAACGACAAGGAAUCCAACAGAACCCAAAUGACAACAGAUCAAGAAAACCAGGUAAAAAUUUCGCUACAACACGGAAAAUCGAUCACUAAUCCCAGAAAAGAUUUGAAUCAGACUCAUUCCGGAUUACCUCCCGUGCAUAUUCCAUCCACCACGCCAAUACUAACAGAAUCCAUGGAAACGUGUUCACAAACAGAACAUGCAUUGAUGGCCUUAACGUAUGAACAGCGAAAAGAGUCGGCGUUGCGGUCGCUCAUUUUGACUACCAUUGUUCCAGUGUUAGGCAAAGAAGCCGACGAUUUGGUACAUACCGAGAUAUUAAAUGCGAACCGGGACACACAGAAACACGGCAAUGAAUCGGUCGUCACCGAACAGCCCAACAAAUGUCCAUAUGUCGCAGCAUCUCUCCCAGGAACUGCAAUUAAGUCGAAUCGCGGAGAAAUUUUGCAAACCACGGAAACAGGAAAUACUAUAGUUAGGAAACCAGUCGUUGGUUCUCUGAUGUCGCUUGCAAACAGACAACACGAAAGCAGCACGCGCACGGCGCUAUCCUCAUUACUCGUGAAAACCACAGCUGUAGUUCUAGGGGAGGAGGUGGCGGAAACGUGUGUUGAGCUGACGGAAAUAGAACUAUCAGAUGAUGUCCCUGACAAAACGGCUAAGGUCAACAACAGGUCUAUUCUGGAUAUUUUAUUUUGUAGACGGAGAAAAUAA
Molecule: messenger RNA, 1788 nt
Organism: Ylistrum balloti
Lineage: Eukaryota; Metazoa; Mollusca; Bivalvia; Pectinida; Pectinidae
Exons: 5
Coding region: 1-1788 (595 amino acids)
Source: RefSeq, a predicted model, not a curated record